Dichomitus squalens LYAD-421 SS1 is the source of this 2361-nucleotide messenger RNA. RefSeq lists its product as uncharacterized. The record is from RefSeq and is a predicted model, not a curated record. The transcript has 10 exons. NCBI's taxonomy places the organism in Eukaryota, Fungi, Basidiomycota, Agaricomycetes, Polyporales, Polyporaceae. The coding region runs from base 1 to 2361 and encodes 786 amino acids.
AUGAUCAGUGCUGUCCUUCGAAUCAGAAGGGUAACAGUGUCUUUCCAUCUGGGGAACCCUCUGGGUACAGGUGUCAAACGGCGAGGGCGCAGCUAUUUCAUCUUCGUAGGUUCCAAGGAGACUGCUUUGAUUCUGCGAGAAACUAUCGGACCAAGGAUACUGCUGGACUUAUUUGCCUCUCCAGAGCUGAAGCAGCGUCCUUUGCUGUACCAGUUCAUCCGAGUCAUACAGGAUAAACCCAAUGGAAAUGCUUCCUCAUACACCAAGACUCUACAAACCCAUCUCAGCCCUGAUAACGGCACCUUCAUUCACUCUCGGAGGUGGUGGAGUCUUUCCAAGAAUGGACAACCCAUAUUCCGCUACUCAUAUCUCUAUAACGUCAACUUCCACUCCGUGUACGUCAUCCGACACGUCAACCCGAUCAACAGGAUCUCAAUCGACCACGGAAACAUCGACUCAAACAAUCAUGCCCUCGAGAGGCUAUUCAUCGCCGGUACGUUCAAUUGGGAGGCACGGUGGCUCAGUAAAAAAAACCGUGUGGUGUUGACCAAUGGUCAUCGCUCGACUGAAAGCUAUACCAGCACUGCCUUCUGGUCAUCCUCGCUGCCAUCCCAAAGUGGUACAACUUCUCUGACCGCAAGUUCGCCACGAACCUCUCCCACGGAUUCGGAAACGAUGCAGUCAUCUGAAACCACAGACAGCCAGACGACCCUAUCUCUUUCAAUAACCGCGACGCUUCCCACCGCACUCAGCUCGUUGUCGGCAAAGCCUCGGACAUCACAUGGGCAGAAUCUGGGGAUUAGGGUUGGAAUCGCGAUGGGUUCGUUAACAGCCAUUGCGCUCGUUGUGCUUGGACUGUUGUAUUUCCGCAAGUGGAGUAACUAUAGAACUCAACGGGCUAAGGAAGAGUCGGGAUUGCAUAGCGAACCAAGCUACCCCGACUCGUCUAUAUGUGCCGACGACGAUGCGGCCUCCCACUUGUCCGAAUACGAAUCGGAGAAACCCAUCACAGCUUGGGACCCACGGCUCUUUAUACGAGAGAAGACGCAUACCCCGCCUUCGCUCUCGCCACCAAUGCAGCCUACCUCACUUUCGACGUCGAUGGCUAGCUGCAGCCCCGACAUCUCCCGCAAAGCCACUAUCCUGUCCUUGCUCGUCGCUGGCGCAAACGCGGCAUAUACACCCAAGCUUAAUGAUCAAGCCAAUCCCUCUCUCAAUCAGCGCGCGACAUCUCAACUGGGCUGGCGAGCUGGCCCACCGUCCUCCUCAUUGGACAGACUUCGUCUUCCGGAAGGCCACGCACAUGAACAACACGGUGACUACCCAUGCCCACCUGGGUGCAAUCACGGAGGUCAGAACCAGCCCCUUCCCCGAGGUUUGCCCAAGAGCCUCAUGCCGAAAACUGUCGACAUCGGAGACAGGAGACUGCGCCCUACCUCGCUACUACUCCACCAGAGGGGAUUUACAACCGUGACGACGACGACGGUCUUUACGACCAGGACGUCCACUGUUAUCAUCCAGCCUCAUCUACCCAACCAGCAGAAUCGAACGCCAUCACAGUCACAGUCACUUGCAACUACCCAUCCCGCGACGCCCCCCUCUUCUUCUAGCCCGCCAUCGCAGGCCAUGUCAAACACACCAGGGUCCGCGAGCAGUAGCAAGACGUCAUCAUCGACUUCGGACAAAAUAAUCACACCAACCAGAUCAUCACCGUCGUCCGCCACAACUAUCACGACCUCUGCACCAUCAACUGCAAGCUCAGCUUCCCAGACAAACAGCUCAGAUAGACAGCCGCCGCAACCAGGGAGGGCAUUGAGCGAAAGGGUCAAGAUAGGCAUUGCAGCAGGAGGCGGCAUGAUAAUCCUCAUACUCGUUAUCAUUGCGCUAUGUCUGCGGCGGAAAUACCUUGAGAAGCAUGAGAUGGAGAGAACUGCAGCGCGGCCCGCAGACCUAAACCCUCCACCGUACCUGCACCUCUCCAUUGUCACUCCCGAGAAGACGCGGUCCACGAGCAAGGGGUGGGUAGACAGGCGCAGCGUGGCCUCAAUCGCGUACUCUGCGCUAUCCCCCAUGUCCUUCGUGAUGCGGCAGAGCGAUACCGAGUCGACAGCAGAGGCGCGGACGGCUGUUGAGGACGCGGUCGACACAGCGGCUCACACACGCACCGCGCAAUCUGCGCACAGCAGUACGAACGAACGACGGCGGAUGAGGGCCCUCCCCCCUCUUCCCAAGAGUAGCAAGAGGCAAAGUACACCAACCAACGCCAAUAAACUCGCACCUGCUAUCCCCAUUACGCCAUUCCUAACUCGCGCACUAAAACCUCAGUGGCGAAACACAGGCACUCCCGAGACCGCGUUCUGA